Molecule: messenger RNA, 2925 nt
Organism: Suillus bovinus
Lineage: Eukaryota; Fungi; Basidiomycota; Agaricomycetes; Boletales; Suillaceae
Product: phosphoinositide polyphosphatase
Exons: 19
Coding region: 1-2925 (974 amino acids)
Biological process (GO): phosphatidylinositol dephosphorylation
Cellular component (GO): cytoplasm; membrane
Molecular function (GO): phosphatidylinositol-3,5-bisphosphate 5-phosphatase activity; phosphatidylinositol-4,5-bisphosphate 5-phosphatase activity
Source: RefSeq, a predicted model, not a curated record
AUGCAUCUCUACUUAAGUCACAACCCUCGUACACUCUACCUGGUAACUGGAUCGCACGAAGAGCGGAAAGGACGGCCGCAACGGGCUCUCGUAUUUCGUGCUGCAGAAGCCAAUCCAGCACAGGUGAUCGUCGAGUUCCUGCCGAAGGAUGAGGUCAAUCUGACCAGCGCUGUGAGACUGACCAGCCGUGUCAUUAAAGGCUGUCUUGGCCUGAUCUCUGUUGAAAAUGAUACUUUCCUCGCGGUGGUGUCCUCUGCGACGGAGGUUGGAAACACCCGCCCCUCCCACUCUCAACCUGAAUCCGUGGCGAAGAUUCACGAAGUUUUGUUCUACUGCCUCACCUCCCACUCAUGGGAUGAUUUUUCUGCUUCCCAAGAUACGCUUCUUAAUCCAGAAAAUGCAGAUGCACUCAUGACACGAGAGCAGCAGCAGCACUCUCAAUCUACCACACCUCCUGUGUUUGAGCAUCCGUGCAUGCCACUCACCAAAAUUCUUUCUUCUGGUUCAUUCUACUAUGCUCUCGAUCCUGCAUGGGAUCUCUCAUCUAGGCUUCCCGUCCGUCUGGCGAGAGAUCGAUCCAAUGCACAUGAUAUCGGUAUAUUUGAUGAACGCUUCAUCUGGAAUGAAUAUAUCGUCCGCAGUUUGCUUCAUUUCAGAGAGAGGCUGGAUCCCCUUGAAAGGGAGGAACUCGAUAAGUGUCAAUUUAUCAUAUUAGCCAUACAAGGCUAUGUGGGCGUCUUUACCAUGGCUUUGCCCGCGCCGCCAAUUAAUGGAGCACCCGUUAUUGCGACAUUGUCAUUGAUUUCUCGCCUUGGGUGGAGACGAGCUGGCACUCGUUUCAAUACCCGGGGUGUAGAUGAUGACGGGAAUACUGCUAAUUUUGUUGAGACUGAAACUAUCAUCACCACAGAUCAACAUUGUGUGAGUUAUACCCAAGUCCGAGGAAGUGUCCCAUUAUUUUGGGAACAGCAAGGGCUCCAGACCUUCGGCCAGCGCAUCCAGAUUACACGACCGCACGCCUCCCAACCUGCAUUUGAGCGCCACUUCGCGCAUUUGAUGGAGGAGUAUGGCGCCGCUCAUGCCAUCAAUCUUCUUGGUUCCAAAGAGAACGAAGCCAUCUUGACUUCUGCAUAUGCAAAGCACCUGCAAAUUGCAAGAGGCAUCUGGGGUGACGAGCUCAGUAUCACCCAUUACGACUUCCACAAUGCCGUGAGGAUAGGUGGUCAUGAUAGUGUAAUGAGGGAUGUCUGUCGUUUGGAAGGCGUUGAUAAUAACAUGGAACGUUACGGGUUCACCAUGUGUGAUGCAAGCGCCGACAGUCUGAUCACGGAACAAAAAGGCGUAUUCAGGACGAACUGCCUUGAUUGCUUGGACCGAACAAACUUUGUACAAGAUAUAUUCUCUCGUAAAGCCUUGGAACAAUACCUCGGUCUCGUGCAUCGCGAAUGGUUGCAGGCUAGUGCACUCUGGAUGCAUCAUCGGGAAUUAUGGGCGGAAAAUGGAGACGCUCUCUCCCGUAUCUAUGCUGGUACUGGCGCGCUGAACACGAGCGUCACUCGGACUGGGAAGAGAACAUUGGCAGGUGUUUUGUCCGAUGCGACAAAGAGUGUGUCGAGAGCAUACAUCAAUAAUUUUCAAGAUAAAGGCAAGCAAAUCGCCAUUGAUAUGUUUCUUGGCAAUAUGAAUAACCAGCGUCAGGUGAACAUUUUCGACCCAAUACAUGAUUCAGUCGGAAAGGCACUGCAGCAGCGCUUGUCCGAGUACUCGACUACCCAGUCGUGCAGUAUAUUCGCAGGAACAUGGAAUGUCAACGGGCGGGUAAGACCCGAUCUUUUUAUUCUCGGCUUCCAGGAAAUUGUUCAACUUACCGCACAGCAGAUCGUGCAGCCAGAUCCAGAAAAGAAUAGGCGUAUAUGGGAACAGAAGGUCAUGGAAACCCUUGAACGUCGACCUCAAAGAACGUGUGAUUAUGUGCUUCUCCGCAGUGAACAAACCGGUCUGCGGGGCAUGUCCGGAAACAAGGGUGGCGUUGGAGUCCGACUGGAUUAUUACGAUACUAGCUUCUGCUUCCUGACUGCUCACCUUGCUGCUGGGCAUAGCAACAUCGAAGAGCGGAAUGCGGACUUUCACACAAUUGUGAAAGGCUUGCACUUUCAAAAAGGAAAGACGUUGUCCAGCCAUGAAAAUAUCAUCUGGCUCGCAGACACAAAUUACAGAAUAGACCUUGACAACGAAAGCGUCCGAGCCCGGUCGGAGGCUGAUGAUUUUGAUUCUUUGGUAGCAGCAGAUCAGUUGAGACAGGCAAUCGACAACGGGGAUGCAUUUGCUGGAUAUGAGGAAGGACCCUUGCUGUUCCGUCCCACUUAUAAGUACGACCUGGGCACCGAUAACUAUGAUACCAGUGAGAAGAUGCGCAUUCCGGCUUGGACUGACAGAAUUUUGUUCAAAGGUCGAUUUGAUCUAGCGGUAUACUCCCGGGCUGAAUUGAAAGGCUCGGACCACCGUCCAGUUUUUGCACUUUUUAGAAGCGAGGUGCGAAUCAUAGAUGUCGCAAAGAGGGCCACACUAUCUCGGCUGCUCCUGGAAAACACACUGUCGGCUACUCCAGGCGAGAAACUUGAUGAAAAACUUGCGUCUUUGGUACUCGCCGAUGACUAUUCUGAAUUGCCCCCACCUAGCGCGGAUGACGACGCAUGGUGGAACAGACCUGAACAUCCAAAAGGCAUCUUUCCUAUCUCGAUAGCUCACCUCCUGGAAUCAAAUGCAACCAACCCUUUUGACUCACCAGAGGAAUCUCCCUUUUCAUCCUCACCAUCGUCCUCCGACGAAGAAUUAUAUUCACAUGCAAUGGGAUUGCAAUCUCCGAUCACACCUGUUCGCAAACCUCCUCCACCUCCGCCACGCUCCCGGUAUACCGAUGUGUGA